Messenger RNA from Pipistrellus nathusii (Nathusius's pipistrelle), 1054 nucleotides. NCBI's taxonomy places the organism in Eukaryota, Metazoa, Chordata, Mammalia, Chiroptera, Vespertilionidae. The record is from the annotation of a GenBank genome assembly.
AUGGAGGCAGUCACGGCACCGGAGGUGGCCCCAGGACCCACUCUGAAGGUGAAAGAAGCCAGCCCAGCAGAUGCGGAAGAACCCCAGAUUUCACCUCGACAGGGGGCCGGCAGCCCUAUUCCUCAACUCCUGGCCUCUCUAGAAGAGCAACCUAAGAUCUGGUUACCUCGGGCGCUGAGGCAGACCUACAUCCGCAAGGUUGGAGACACUGUGAACCUACGAAUUCCAUUCCAGGGCAAACCCAAACCUCGAGCCACCUGGACACAUAACAGCUGUGCCUUGGAUGCCAGUCGUGUGAGUGUGCGGAAUGGGGAGCAGGACUCCAUCCUCUUCAUCCGAGAAGCCCAACGUGUUGACUCAGGUCGCUACCAGCUCAGUGUGCAGCUGGGCGGGCUAGAGGCCACUGCCACCAUUGACCUCUUGGUGAUCGAGAGGCCAGGCCCUCCUCAGAGUAUCAAGUUGGUGGACGUUUGGGACUCCAAUGCUACCCUGGAGUGGACACCUCCCGGAGACACAGGCAAUGCGGAACUCCUGGGAUACACGGUGCAGAAGGCUGACACAAAAUCUGGGCUGUGGUUCACAGUGCUGGAGCGUUAUCACCGCACCAGCUUCACAGUCUCCAACCUUAUCAUCGGCAACUCCUAUGCAUUUCGAGUCUUUGCUGAGAACCAGUGUGGGCUCAGUGAGACAGCCCCCAUCACUGCCGACCUUGCCCACAUCCAGAAAGCAGUUACUGUUUACAAGACUAAGGGGUUUGCCCAGCGAGAUUUCUCUGAAGCUCCAAAGUUCACCCAGCCUCUCGUGAACUGCACUACAGUCACCGGCUACGACACCCAGCUCUUCUGCAGUGUCCGUGCCUCUCCCAAGCCGAAGAUUAUCUGGCUGAGGAACAACAUGGAUAUCCAAGGCAACCCCAAGUACAGAGCCCUCACUUAUUUGGGAAUCUGCUCACUGGAAAUCCGCAAGCCUGGUCCUUUUGAUGGGGGCAUCUACACCUGCAAAGCAGUUAACCCCCUAGGGGAGGCGUCCGUGGACUGUCGGGUGGAUGUGAUGA